GCGCCCGGUUCAGGCUUACGGCCGGGGAUUCCUUCGGCGCGCUGCCGGCCUUCCCGCGAAUAUCGGCUACCUGCGGGGCUGGAGACAGCCUUGGAUGCGGAGGCGAGGCUCUGAGGAGAAUUUGGAAUCGAGUGAGUUUUCUGACGUACUUGAACGCAACACACAGAGGUAGCUGCGGAGAAACCUGGUCUAGGGGACCUCUACUGGGCAUCAGAAUGAGUCCUGCGGAUGCACCUGAUGAUGAAAAUACAUUUAAAAUAUUAGUUGCAACUGAUAUUCAUCUUGGAUUUAUGGAGAAAGAUGCAGUGAGAGGAAAUGAUACAUUUGUCACACUCGAUGAAAUUUUAAGACUUGCCCAGGAAAAUGAAGUAGAUUUUAUUUUGUUAGGUGGUGAUCUUUUCCAUGAAAAUAAGCCCUCAAGAAAAACAUUACAUACUUGCCUGGAGUUACUUAGAAAAUAUUGCAUGGGUGAUCGUCCAGUACAGUUUGAAAUCAUCAGUGAUCAGUCAGUCAACUUUGGUUUUAGUAAAUUUCCAUGGGUGAACUACCAAGAUGGCAACCUCAACAUUUCAAUUCCAGUGUUUAGUAUUCAUGGCAAUCAUGAUGAUCCCACUGGGACAGAUGCACUGUGUGCCCUGGAUAUUUUAAGUUGUGCAGGAUUUAUAAAUCACUUUGGACGGUCAAUGUCUGUUGAGAAGAUAGAUAUUAGUCCAAUUUUGCUUCAAAAAGGAAGCACAAAAGUUGCUCUCUAUGGUCUAGGAUCUAUUCCAGAUGAAAGGCUCUAUCGGAUGUUUGUCAAUAAAAAAGUAACAAUGUUGAGACCCAAAGAAGACGAGAACUCCUGGUUUAACUUACUUGUGCUUCAUCAGAACAGGAGUAAACAUGGAAGUACUAACUUCAUUCCAGAACAGUUUUUGGACGACUUCAUUGAUCUUGUUAUCUGGGGCCAUGAGCAUGAAUGUAAAAUAGCGCCAACCAAAAAUGAGCAACAGCUCUUUUAUGUAUCACAGCCUGGAAGCUCAGUGGUUACUUCUCUUUCCCCAGGUGAAGCUGUGAAGAAACAUGUUGGCUUGCUGCAUAUUAAAGGGAGAAAAAUGAAUAUGCACAAAAUUGCUCUUCAGACAGUGAGACAGUUUUUUAUGGAAGAUGUUGUUCUGGCUAAUCAUCCAAACAUUUUUAACCCGGACAAUCCCAAAGUAACCCAAGUCAUACAGAGCUUCUGUGUGGAAAAGAUUGAAGAAAUACUUGAAAAGGCCGAGCGGGAACGUUUGGGAAAUUCUCAACAGCCAGAGAAGCCUCUUAUACGACUGCGAGUGAAUUAUAGUGGAGGAUUUGAGCCUUUCAGCAUUCAUCGUUUUAGCCAGAAAUUUGUGGAUCGGGUAGCAAAUCCUAAAGACAUUAUCCAUUUUUUCAGGCAUAAGGAACAAAAGGAAAAAACAGGAGAAGAAAUUAACUUUGGGAAUCUUAUCACAAAGCCUUCAGAAGGAACAACUCUUAGGGUAGAGGACCUUGUAAAACAGUAUUUUCAAACUGCAGAAAAGAAUGUCCAACUUUCACUACUGACAGAAAGAGGGAUGGGUGAAGCCGUACAAGAAUUUGUAGAUAAGGAAGAAAAAGAUGCCAUUGAGGAGUUAGUGAAAUACCAGCUGGAAAAAACACAGAGAUUUCUUAAAGAACGUCGUAUUGAUGCCUUAGAAGAUAAAAUUGAUGAAGAGGUACGCCGUUUCAGAGAAAGCAGGCAAAAAAAUACCAGUGAAGAAGAUGAUGAAGUUCGAGAGGCUAUGAGCAGAGCCCGGGCGCUGAGAUCCCAGUCGGAGGACUCUGCUUCUGCCUUCAGUGCUGAUGACUUCAUGAGUAUUGAUCUUGCUGAACAGACAGCAAAUGACUCUGAUGACAGCAUUUCAGCAGCACCCAGUAGAGGGAGAGGCCGAGGUCGAGGGCAAAGAAGAGGCCGAGGGCAGAACUCAGCCCCACGAGGAGGAUCUCAGAGAGGUAGAGGCACUGGUCCGAGCACUUCUGCACGGAGUAGGAGCUCACGGACUGCUGUGUCUGCCUGCAGAAAUAUGUCUAUCCUAGACGCUUUUAAACCUUCAAGGCAGCAGCCCUCCCGUAAUGUUGCUACUAAGAAUUAUUCAGAGGCAAUUGAGGUUAACCCCACUAUCUUUCUGAAUAUCAUACAUGUUAGAUGUAACAUGGAACAGGUGUUCCGGCAUAUCAUCCGGCAAGCAACUGUCCCAGAGUCACACAGCCAAGGGGGUUGA
Octodon degus (degu) is the source of this 2261-nucleotide messenger RNA. It is a transcript of the gene Mre11, whose product is annotated as MRE11 homolog, double strand break repair nuclease. Gene Ontology annotation, biological process: meiotic DNA double-strand break formation; mitotic G2 DNA damage checkpoint signaling; double-strand break repair via nonhomologous end joining. NCBI's taxonomy places the organism in Eukaryota, Metazoa, Chordata, Mammalia, Rodentia, Octodontidae. The transcript is spliced from 19 exons. Gene Ontology annotation, molecular function: manganese ion binding; DNA endonuclease activity; 3'-5'-DNA exonuclease activity. Bases 216 to 2261 code for a protein of 681 amino acids. Gene Ontology annotation, cellular component: Mre11 complex; nucleus. The record is from RefSeq and is a predicted model, not a curated record.